AUGCCCCAGGCAUUAAUACGAUCGAUCAACAAGAACCCCGUGCAAGAGGUACAAUCACUAGCUCUCGAUGCUAACGAUAACUACUUCCUACGGUGGACUGACGAAUCUGAUUCAAGCUGGUACAGUUACAUUGGGUUGAAAACACACUACCCAUCUUUGGUUGAGUUCUUUGAUGAACAUGACGAGCACACUUCUACCGUGACAUUUGGUUCGACGAUUGGUGAUUUCUUUGUCUUCAACCAAAAAACCUGGCAGUACGAAGGAAGGGGCUUAAACCUGCCAGAUUGGCUCAGCGAGGACAAUCGACAGAUCAAGCAAGUUGCACUAGGCAUGAAUGGGGCACACUGUAUCCUUUUCACAAACGGUGAAUGGACGGUGGCCUGUGAGAACAACUACCCGGAGCUGUAUGAUAUACUCAACGAUCAUGAGAGAGGUGAUGUUGUGUUCGUCGCCAUGAACCCCAACCGCAAGAACGAAUUCUUCCUUGCUCUAGCCGACAACACAAUUCAUGUCCAGGCAAGUGCUAUAUGCGAGGCUGAUAUAGUUGACGUGUUGUCUGCCUAUGAGGAGCUGGAAAUCAUCACAAGCCAUGUCUCCAACUUUUCACACAACUUGACAGAGAAACCAAAGCUGCCACAAUCUGCAAGGAAAGGAGCAUUUCUGAAAGGAAUUGCAACAUCUGUCGGAAAAGGAGUUCUCACAAGUAUUGUCACUACUGCUCUUACAGCAAGCUGUUCUGUAAUGUGA
Messenger RNA from Fusarium pseudograminearum CS3096, 747 nucleotides. RefSeq lists its product as uncharacterized. Bases 1 to 747 code for a protein of 248 amino acids. Lineage: Eukaryota; Fungi; Ascomycota; Sordariomycetes; Hypocreales; Nectriaceae. The record is from RefSeq and is a predicted model, not a curated record. The transcript is spliced from 3 exons.